Messenger RNA from Paramisgurnus dabryanus, 2733 nucleotides. NCBI's taxonomy places the organism in Eukaryota, Metazoa, Chordata, Actinopteri, Cypriniformes, Cobitidae. The record is from RefSeq and is a predicted model, not a curated record.
UAACAUAGUGGACAUGACUGAUCAAGCAGCAGUUGCGUAUGAAUAAAAUCUCGUGCAGGUUUGUUGAUAAAAAUGUGUUAAUCAGUCAAUAUAUACACACUAUAUAAGACACCGAGGAGUACUUGGACAUCAUGGGGAAGAAAGAUAAGAGUGAUCGAGAGAGGAAGUCCAAAAAACGAUAUUACAAUGAGGAUGAGGAUGAUGAUGAGAUGAUGGGCAGUGAUUCGCAGGAGGCCAUACCUGCAGCAGCUGGGAAACAGGUGGAUGAAUCCACAACUAAACUUGAUGAAUAUGGAGCCAAAGACUACAGAUUACAGAUGCUACUGAAGAAUGACCACUCGUCACGGCCACUAUGGGUGGCUCCUGAUGGCCACAUCUUUCUGGAAGCUUUCUCUCCUGUAUAUAAAUACGCUCAGGAUUUCCUGGUUGCCAUAGCGGAACCAGUGUGCAGACCCAUACACGUGCACGAGUACAAGCUGACGGCGUAUUCCCUGUAUGCGGCCGUGAGCGUCGGCCUGCAGACCUCUGACAUCAUCGAGUAUCUGCAGAAACUCAGCAAGACGUCUGUGCCAGAUGGCAUCGUGCAGUUUAUUAAGUUGUGCACAGUAAGCUACGGUAAAGUCAAGUUGGUCCUGAAACACAACAGGUACUUCGUAGAAAGUGCAUUUCCAGAUGUCAUUCAGAGGUUGCUGCAGGACUCUGUGAUUCGAGACUGUCGUCUUCGUUCCGCUGGUGGCGAAGAAACCGCUCUCAUCACUGAGGUCAUCUCCAGCAAAUCAGCAAUCACAAAGUUUCAGCAGGGAAUUGGUGUUCCGUCCACCUCUCAGCCUGCGGAUGGGCAGCGCUCGGAAACCCAAGUGCCGGAAGACAUCUACAGUUACUAUGAACAGCUGGAUAAAGAAGAAGAAGAAGAGGAAGAGACGCAGACAGUAUCGUUUGAGAUUCGUCAGGAGAUGAUUGAGGAACUUCAAAAGCGCUGCAUUCAGCUGGAGUAUCCUCUCCUGGCAGAGUACGACUUCCGAAAUGACACGGUGAACCCUGACAUCAACAUGGACCUGAAGCCCACUGCAGUCCUGAGACCCUAUCAGGAGAAAAGUCUGAGGAAGAUGUUUGGGAACGGCAGAGCUCGAUCCGGAGUCAUUGUGCUGCCUUGCGGUGCUGGUAAAUCUUUAGUGGGCGUCACUGCGGCGUGCACGGUCCGUAAGCGUUGCCUGGUCCUGGGGAACUCCUCUGUGUCAGUGGAACAGUGGAAAGCUCAGUUUAAGAUGUGGUCCACCAUCGACGACUCGCAGAUAUGUCGCUUCACUUCAGAUGCAAAGGACAAGCCCAUCGGCUGCUCAGUGGCUAUCAGCACAUAUUCUAUGCUGGGUCACACCACCAAACGCUCGUGGGAGGCCGAACGGGUCAUGGAGUGGAUGAAAAGUCAGGAGUGGGGUCUCAUCAUACUGGAUGAGGUGCACACCAUUCCAGCAAAGAUGUUUCGUCGCGUGUUAACUAUAGUCCAGGCUCACUGUAAACUGGGUUUGACCGCAACACUGGUAAGAGAAGAUGAUAAGAUUGUUGAUCUGAACUUCCUUAUCGGGCCGAAGCUGUACGAGGCAAACUGGAUGGAGUUACAGAAUAACGGCUACAUCGCUAAAGUCCAAUGUGCUGAGGUCUGGUGUCCCAUGUCUCCCGAGUUUUAUCGUGAAUAUGUGGCCAUAAAGUCAAAGAAGAGGAUUCUGUUGUACACCAUGAACCCCAACAAGUUUCGUGCGUGUCAGUUUCUCAUCCGCUUCCACGAGAGAAGAAACGACAAAAUCAUCGUUUUUGCAGACAACGUCUUCGCACUGAAAGAAUACGCCAUCCGCUUGAACAAACCGUAUAUUUAUGGACCUACAUCCCAAGGAGAACGCAUGCAGAUUCUUCAGAACUUUAAACACAAUCCCAAAAUCAACACCAUCUUCAUCUCAAAGGUAGGAGACACUUCGUUCGACCUUCCCGAGGCAAACGUCCUGAUUCAGAUCUCCUCUCAUGGUGGCUCUCGCCGCCAGGAAGCUCAAAGACUGGGAAGAGUGUUACGAGCCAAGAAAGGUAUGGUCGCGGAGGAAUACAACGCUUACUUCUACUCGCUUGUUUCUCAGGACACCCAAGAAAUGGCUUAUUCCACGAAGAGACAGCGCUUUUUGGUGGACCAGGGAUAUAGUUUUAAGGUGAUCACAAAGUUGGCUGGGAUGGAAGAAGAAGACCUGAUGUUCUCUUCUCGUGAGGAACAGUACCAGCUCCUCCAGAAGGUUCUGGCAGCGUCUGAUCUUGAUGCAGAAGAGGAGGUGGUGAUAGGAGAAAUUGGAGGCAAACCACAGUUUUCUCGUCGUAUGGGAACCAUGAGCUCCAUGUCUGGAGCAGAUGAUGCGGUCUACAUGGAAUACCAUACGUCCAGAGGUAGCAGAGGUUCAGCCAACAAAAACGUCCAUCCUCUGUUUAAACGCUUCCGCAAGUGAAGUUCGCCAUUUGCGUGAGGACUCUACAGACCUUUGGGUGUCAACAUAGGCAGAGACGGACACACCAGUCUUCCUGGACAACAUAAUACUAAAUUAAUUCAUUAAAAAGACUUAACUGGUACCUGAAAUGAUCCAGAAAAAAAAUAUGAUUUUAUGAUGUACAAUAUUACAAACAAGAUGUUUGUAUAGGAAAGUAUCGUUUUUGUUUGUUAAUAAAUUUGUUUGUGAUAAUUAAUAUAAAUGCAAACUUGAA